Molecule: messenger RNA, 1953 nt
Organism: Haemonchus placei
Lineage: Eukaryota; Metazoa; Nematoda; Chromadorea; Rhabditida; Trichostrongylidae
Source: the annotation of a GenBank genome assembly
AUGAGCGCGGCUCGACCUCAUCUACUACUCUUGCUCGUGCUUGGUCUGAGUAGUGUACAUACCCUCGCCUCGGGUGACAAUUCCACUAACGAGGAGGAUGCAAGUAAAGAAGCAACGACGAUAACCCUUUCAAGGGCAAAGCGCCAAUGCUGCUAUCAAGCUCAGACCAGUUGCUGCCCUCAACAAGCACAACAAUGCAAUUGUGUUGCUCUACAGUUACAGGUGCAACAAUGCGACUGCGCCAAUAUGCUGCAACCACAGUGUGGCUGUCAAAUGCCGCCAAAUCCUAGCUGUAACUGCGUCCAACUGCAACAGCAGUACUCGAGCUGUGGAUGUGGUCCCCUGACGUAUCAGGUUUCCUGCAGUCAGUGCCAGCAACCACAACAGAUGUGCGCUCCGUCAUGCAUGCCAUCCUGUCAGCCGGGUUGCAUGCAGCAGCCACAACCGCAGCUCAUUCUCGUACAGCAACAGCCUCAGCAGCAGUGCGCUCCGGCUUGUAUGCCGGCAUGUCAGCCACAGUGCAUCCAGCAGGCUUGUGCUCCUGCCUGCCAACCCAUGUGCACGCCACAAUGCAUCCAGCAGCAGCAGCCACCACAGAUAAUCGUCGUUCAGCAACAACCACAGCAGCAGUGUGCACCAGCCUGUAUGCCGUCUUGCCAGCCUCAGUGUAUUCAGCAAGCCUGCGCCCCUGCUUGUCAGCCGAUGUGUGCGCCUCAGUGUGUGGAACAGCAACAGCAGCAGAUCAUUGUUGUCCAGCAGCAACCCCAGCAGCAGUGUAUUCCUGCGUGUAUGCCUGCUUGUCAGCCUCAAUGUAUCCAGGCUUCGUGUGGUGGCAACUGCAACCAGCAACCUCAGCAAAUCAUCGUAGUCCAGCAACAGCCCCAGCAACAAUGUGCUCCUGCCUGCAUGCCGGCUUGCCAACCGCAGUGCAUCGAACAGCAGCAACAACAGAUAAUCGUGGUCCAGCAACCUCAACAACAGUGUGCUCCGUCGUGCAUGCCAUCAUGCCAGCCCCAAUGCGUCCAGCAAGCUUGCGCUCCAGCCUGCCAGCCCAUGUGCACACCGCAAUGUGUAGAACAGCAACAGCAGCAAAUCAUAGUCGUUCAGCAGCCACAGCAACAGCAAUGUGCUCCAGUCUGCCAGCCAUCCUGCGCCCCUCAAUGUGUCCAGCAGCAGCAAAUCUGCGCCGCUGCUUGCGAGCCAAGCUGUCAGAGCUCAUGCGGUUCCAACACUCAAUGCGUACAGGCUUGCCUGCCGAGCUGCGAGUCCUCUUGUGUGCAGCAGGCAAACCCCGUUAUAGUUGUCCAGCAGGCUUCCCAGAACAACUGUCCUGCUCCAUGCCAGCCGUCCUGCACUCCUCAGUGUAUACAACAACAGCAGAUCUGUGUGUCAGCGUGCCAGCCGUCCUGCCAAAGCUCAUGUGGUGGUAACCAGCAGUGUGUGCAGUCUUGCAUGCCAAGCUGCCAGGCUUCCUGCACCCAACAAACUCAGCCGGUGAUCGUCGUUCAACAGCAACCUCAACAGCAACAGUGUAUGCCAGCCUGUCAGCCAUCUUGUCAACCUCAAUGUGUGCAGCAACAACAGGUCUGCGUCCAAGCAUGUCUCCCGAGUUGUCAGAAUUCUUGUGGUGGAAACUCACAGUGUUCACAAACCUGCCAGAGCAGUUGCGAGCAGUCCUGUGGCACACAACAAGUCGUCGUUCUCCAAGCUCAGCCAAUUUGUGGGCAGGCCUGCCAGGCCGCUCCUGUGAUGCAGUGCGUUCCUCAAUGUCAGCCUUCAUGCCAGCCUGCUUGCGUUGCGCAAGCGCAGACAUACAUACAACCGCCAGCCGUCGUAAUGUGCUCUCAGCCAGCUGGACAGUGUGCUUGUAGCUCUGGAUACUCGCAAUGUAUGCAAGGAGUGUGCUGCCUACGAAAGCGACACCGCCAAGCAAAAACUGCUAAAGCCGUUUAA